GACGCACAUAGGGAGCCUCAAGUCAAUAGUUCUGAAAAGCCGAAUGUCGCGUGGAAUACGAAAAAGACGAGAUGCACGGAAAAGGGAGUAACUGUGGUUUUGUCGACAUAAUCAGAUUAUCAUAGCGUUUUAACCAAGUUUAUCAUUUUCUGUUAUUCUCAUGACAGCGACUGUCAUUUUGAAAAAAAAAGUCGCUUAUUAGAGAUGUCUGUUUUUAUAGAUCUUAGUGAUCUGUGAGCUUGCUACGUGGUUUGUUUUAUUCGCCGUUUCUCUUUUUGUGCUUGUCACUCUGAAGUCGUUGGAUACAGAGAUAGCCAAGUUGACAGACCACUUGUUGAAAUUUCUGAAAACUUCGCUCAGUUUUCGAUGCUCAGUAACCUACAAAUGGAAAUAUUGGCCUUACUUACAGAGUUCUUAGGGAAUGCAUGCACUGCGAAUUCUAUUUCUACAUUAACGGAGUGGUUUGCUAUUUCUGAAGAGACGCGGGCCGAGAGCUAGUUUGUUAGCUAACUCCGACUAGCUUGAGUGGUUUAAUCAAACCACCAAACUUGAAGUCGCUUCAGUUCAGCUGGACUCUGCUAUCAUAUUGGAUAUGUGCAAAUAUUCAAAGAGUUGCUAAACUUAUCGAGCUAGCAAACCAAAUAACUUAAGUUAGCAGGCGCUGUAGGUAACUCGGGAGUUGUUAACUAAUAACUAAGUUUAUCAACAGCUAGCUAACGAAGCCGCUUCCUUUUAAACAUUAUUAAAAUCUAACGAGACCGUAAUAUUAUCAUAUUUAGCAACGUAUCGACAUGAUUUGUUGUUUUCUGGUUUGGCUGUCCGAGAUAACUAUUGGGUAAGUUUUAAUAUUGAUAUGCGAAAAGGGAAAGGAUACAAACAGCAGUGAACGAAGUGCUUAAUUAGCGUCAUCAAACACUGGUUACGAGUCCUGUUUUUUCAAUAAUAAUUUUUAAGUUGUAGACGGCGGGUCUGGAUAACUCACCAGAGGGGAGACGUGUUGUGAAAAGACCAUCAUAUUUGCUAAACACAUUUUUUUCGAUCUGAUUAAUCGUUGGCUUUGGAAGAUCUGCCCUUUUUGUUGCCUUUUCGACCAACAGCUUGACAAUAAACGCCAGUUAACAGCCCAUUUGACAGUUCGUACUCUUGUCACAUAUUUACAAAAGACUCAGACAUCAGUCUCCUCCUUGGAUUCUUGGAAAUGGGCAGGCAACUGACAUAUCCCUGAUUUUCUUUGAGAGCCUCUGUGUUAACGUCUUCUUAAGGCAAACUUCUUAGCGAGCUACAUUUUUGUGGCCUACACAAUGUCUGGAUCCACGGGCUCAAGUGGGUCCAACCCGCGGAAGUUCAGCGAGAAGAUAGCGCUGCACAACCAGAAACAGGCGGAGGAGACCCGGGCCUUCGAGCAGCUUAUGACAGACCUUACCGUCUCAAGGGUUCAGUUCCAGAAGAUUCAGCAGCUCCGCUUAUCUCAGAGCCGAGCUCAGUACUAUGGGGGCUCUCUUCCAAACGUCAACCAGAUUGGAAAUACCAACACGGAUUUCCAGGGUGGCUUUCCCUCUGCCCUGGACAGCGUAAGAGGGACCCGGCACCACGGCCUGGUUGAGAGAGUCCAUCGAGACCGUAAUCGCAUCAACUCGCCCCACCGCAGACCUACUGACAAACACGGCCGGCAGGUGGAGAGCUCUCCGUAUGGAACCGUGUACCUGUCACCUCCACCUGAUAACAGCUGGCGAAGGGAGCAGCAGCCCUGGACUGAAGAGAAACGGCCCGGAUUUAGAUUAAUAUCUCAGCUCAACAGAACCAACUCUGACUCGGCACUGCAUACCAGCGCUUUGAGUCCAAACCCACAAGAUCCGUUCAAUAUCAACCAGCAGAUGGGCCGAGGACCCCCACAACGUAACGCGAGUAUGACAGAAGGAGAGGUGGAUGGUUCGGGAGAUGUGUUCUCCUUCCCUGCCAUGCCUAAUGAGGAAGGUGUGAUCGGUGUGAGUAAACCGCUUCCCAAACAGCUCUGGGAGGCCAAGAAGGUGCAGUCUCUGUCCUCACGGCCGAAAUCCUGUGAAGUGCCUGGAAUAAAUAUAUUCCCCUCUCCUGAGCAGAACAGCGGGCUGUCACAUUACCAGGGCUCGUUAAAUACAGGCGGCUCUCUGCCAGACCUCAGUAACCUGCACUUCACGGCCCCCUUGCCCACCCCACUGGACACCGAUGAUGCCACAUACCCCAAUCUGAGUGGCGGCAGCAGCACAGGCAAUUUGCCGGCAGCUAUGAUGCACCUGGGUAUCGGAAACUCCCAGGGUCUCUCGUCCUCUCUCAGCAAUCCCUCUAUCCAGGCCUCUCUCAACAACUCUCAGCUACACUCGUCCCUGAGCAAUCCCUCCAUCCACUCAUCUCUGCGUCUCACUUCACUGUCCAAUCCUCCACCAGGGGGCAUAGCAAGUUCCCCCCGCCGACGACCAGCACCCAUCAGCCCUCUCACCCUGUCUCCAGGCUCGGAGCCUCGUAGAGGGCUGAGCAAACAGCUCUCACCAACCAUGUCCCCCUCCUUAUCCCCAAUUACACAGGGCGUUGCCUUAGACACCAGCAGCUUGCCAAUGGAGCCACCCCCUCCUUACCCACUGUACUCCCCCUCCCAGCAGCCACUGCAGCAACAACAACAACAACAACAACAAUCCCAUCAGCCCAUGCAGCCAGGCUCUCAGCAUGCGGUGGGGCAGGGGCAGCGGCAACCACAGGGAGCUCAACAGCAGCAUUCUCCAGUGUCCCCACUGCAUAACGUCCCCCUGGAUUACAAUUCCAGCACUCAUAACAACAUGGGAGCAUUCUUUAACGACCCCUUCAUGGAUCCUCAGUUCUCUGGACGGCAACAGAAAUGCUCAUCAUAUCAGCAGGACCAGUAUAAUAUUUUGGAGAAUGCCAUGAUGUCUAUGGUGGGAAAUAUCGACCCUUCAUCCAAUCUCUACACCUCCCAGGCUUCCAUGAUGGGGCUGGGUGGUAGCCAUGGUAACCUGCACGACCCCCUGCAGAUGAGACCCAACAUGCUGUACUCUAACUGUGGGGGUGGAGUGCCCAACAUCAUCCUCACUGACGAGUCACACCAGGGUCUUUCUAAGGAUGUCAGCGGUGUGCUGUCUUCUGUGCCUGAGUGUUUUGACUCAGAGGGAGUUUUCCCGUUGGAGGAUGAGCUACGCAUAGAACCACUCAGUCUGGAUGGUCUGAGCAUGCUCAGUGACCCUGAUAUGGUUCUCCCUGACCCUUCAGUGGAAGACACCUUCCGCAGCGACAGACUCUAAACAUCAGCAUGUUGCCAGCUAUGCUAACACACAUGUUCUCUCUCUCUCUCUGAUGCGCACACACACACACACACACACACACACACAGAUAUACGCACUUUCUGUUCCACACAAACACUCUAAAAUACAGUUCAUCUUUACACCUACAACCCGCUCAAAACAAUUUUGCUUGACACAUACAAACAUUAUUAACAGUAAAAUGUGAACAAAUAUGGAAUGAUUUUCAAUGUAUAAAUGCACACACAUCAGUUUAAAUGUACACACAUACACAUGUGUACAGAAAACUAAUCUACCACAUAUAAGCCCUGCUUUCAUCUGGCUCGUAGAUGCAGUGUGUCUCAGGGCUGUUACGGUACAAUGCGUGGCCCACCUGCCAAUGGAGACUAAGAUGACCAUGCAUGUGGAAAUGUAUGCAACACCUGUUCUGGAUCUGUGAAUAAAAUAAGAGGAUUUCAUAUGUAAAUGUGUGUGCGCGCACACACACACACACACACAAACAUUAACGUUGUUCAUAGAGGCACUUCACAGUAACAGUCACCUGGUUUUUUUGUCAGAUGUAAUUUUGAAUAGCUUUGGCAGGAUCUGAAAUCCCUUUGCUCAUGUUUGUCUCUGAUCCUCACAUGGCCGACGUGUGUCAUUGUGCUUACACUGCUGAUCUCUCUGUCACGGUCCCCCUGUCGCUUAUCUCUGGCAGAGCAAUUGAACCAAAAGGAAAGCGUAACAUUUACUUUUAUGGUCCGUGCGGACCUUAUCCAUCAGCCCAAUAAGCAGUAAGUCGGUAGUUGUAGAGCUUUUCUGACGGAGAGAAGGUCAGAGGCGUGUUUGCCAGACGCAUGCAGCCCGGGUGGAUUCACAGGGCUGUGUUCUCAGCAUGUUCUUGGAGAGAGAGCACUCAUUUGCCGUGUGAGAUUGAACAGAAGGACUCAGCAGCCGGCCUGGCAGCCGGUUCCCCCGCGUCAGGAGCUACCAGCGAACUGGGCUGAACCAGCACCAGCACCAGCAACGACUGUCGGCACAGGUCCGAUGUGCCCCAGCCUGCCAUCCUGCCUUAGAGCACUACCAGCAGCUUCACAGAGAGAUUCACCGUAAGAGAUUUCCCCUAGUGGCCAGUCCCCCGUUCAGAUCACUUACAACAGCACACGCAGUCCCUCCGUGAACCACGAACAUGGCUCCAAUGUUGAGGGUUUUCUUUU
Messenger RNA from Chanos chanos (milkfish), 4483 nucleotides. It is a transcript of the gene crtc3, whose product is annotated as CREB regulated transcription coactivator 3. The transcript is spliced from 15 exons. Lineage: Eukaryota; Metazoa; Chordata; Actinopteri; Gonorynchiformes; Chanidae. Gene Ontology annotation, biological process: positive regulation of transcription by RNA polymerase II; protein homotetramerization. The coding region runs from base 1302 to 3290 and encodes 662 amino acids. Gene Ontology annotation, cellular component: nucleus; cytoplasm. Gene Ontology annotation, molecular function: cAMP response element binding protein binding. The record is from RefSeq and is a predicted model, not a curated record.